Messenger RNA from Penicillium macrosclerotiorum, 1986 nucleotides. Its product is annotated as Zn(II)2Cys6 transcription factor. Gene Ontology annotation, biological process: DNA-templated transcription; regulation of transcription by RNA polymerase II. NCBI's taxonomy places the organism in Eukaryota, Fungi, Ascomycota, Eurotiomycetes, Eurotiales, Aspergillaceae. The transcript has 4 exons. The coding region runs from base 1 to 1986 and encodes 661 amino acids. Gene Ontology annotation, cellular component: nucleus. Gene Ontology annotation, molecular function: zinc ion binding; RNA polymerase II cis-regulatory region sequence-specific DNA binding; DNA-binding transcription activator activity, RNA polymerase II-specific. The record is from RefSeq and is a predicted model, not a curated record.
AUGACCGAGCCACAACAGCUGCGCAGUCUUCCGCCGCCCAGUCGACGUCGGGAUAAGCCACAGUUGUCAUGCAGCCUCUGCAGAAGACGAAAACUUCGAUGCGAUCGAGGCCACCCCUGUGGAUCUUGCCUUCAUCGCGGGCUUUCACUCUCGUGCACUUAUGCCCAUUCCAGCACCGGGAUCUCAGCACGUGCCGCUAGAGAUCAGAAGCAUGGAGUCGCAUCAAAUUUAGUGGAGCGUAUUGGACAAUUAGAAAGAAUGAUUGCCGCUCUCGCAGAAAAUUCGAUCAGGAAUACACCUGGUCCCACCGAGGGCCAAGAUAUGUCAAGGGGAAAUGAAGGUAACGGUAAAUACGUCGGCGACAGGACGGACCCGCCUUCAGAUGCAAUUCAUCUCUCAAAAUCUUCUGGUAAAAUUGAACUACACCUGAAUAAAACAACUUAUGUUCAAAGUACUCAUUGGAGGGCGAUCAUGGAUGGUAUUUCCGAGUUGAAGACCUCGGUGAAGGAAGACGCAAAUGAAAGCUCUGGACAAGUCCAGAAUAUGUGCCAAACCCCUGAACUUUUGUUUGCAGGUAGCAAGCCUGCAACUAAAGAAGAUAUCUUGAGAGCAAUACCGCCCCGCGAAGUGACCGACAGGCUUGUGGCGGAAUACUUUGGUCACAACUAUGAUAAGUUUUGGGACGAUUCACUUCAGGCGCCAGUAAUGUGGAUAGGUAAGUUAUACGGUGUUAUGUGUUUGGCUUUGCUAUUUCGGAACCAACACACCCAUGAGUCGAACAAUUCCGCGGAAUCGAUUCAAAAGUACAGUGAGAAAGUCGACCAAUGCUUAACUCUAGGCGGAUAUCAAGACUGUCCGCCAGAGACCAUCGAAACCUUGCUUUGUGGUUUGAAUGCUCGUUUUCUUCAAAGGAGAGACCCCCAGAUAGAUGACUUGGUUUUCCUUGGAAUUGUUGUGCGCAUGGCUCAACGCAUGGGGUAUCAUCGUGAUCCAUCUCAUUUCCCCCAUAUCUCGCCAUUCCAAGGGGAAAUGAGACGUAGGAUUUGGUCUCUAAUUAGCGACCUGGAUGUGUUGGUAUCCGCCCAGGUUGGACUGCCUCGCUUACUGCGAGAAUUUCAGUCGGAUACAGCGGCGCCUCGAAAUCUUCUGGACGAAGACUUUGAUGAAGAUACCAUAGAGCUCCCGACAUCACGCCCUGCUUCGUUCGAAACCCCAACUCAAUGGUUGGUGACAAAACAUAGAAUGAUUUCUAUUUUCGGCUCUGUGACAGAUUUAUCAGCGUCAAUUCGCCGGCCGGAGUAUUCAGAGGUCAUGCGCUUGGACAAAGUGGUGCAUGAAACAUACACAUCAUCGUCUGAGAUUUAUCAGGAAAGACCCAUCAGUAAGUCCAUAAUGGACAGUUCUGAUAUAAUUUUGCGUCGUAUCCAGUUGGUGAUGCUCCUCGAUAAGGCCAAGUGCGUGUUACACUAUCGAUAUCUUGCUCUUGGAAGAUUCGAUCCCCGAUAUACUUACUCCCGCAAUACUUGUAUUGAAUCCGCCCUCCAUGUCCUUGGGAAUCAAUGUAUUGUGAACAAGGAAACACAACCCGGGGGUCGCCUUUUCAGCCAGAGGUGGAAAACGAUAUCGCCUCUGAUCAGAGGUGAAUUCUUGCUAGCAACAAUGUUGCUUUGUUUGGAGCUAAGUUUUGACCUUUCAAAUCACUCCAUCUCCAAUUCAAAGCAGAUACCACUUGGUGAGGAUAUGACCCAGAGAAUCCUUCAGGCUUUGCACAAGUCUUACGCUAUUUGGAUACCAUUGAGCGAUUCAUCAAAUGAAUCUAAAAAGGCUGUCCAAGCUCUGGCUGUGGUCUUUGACAAGAUUCAAAAGCAGCAUAAAUUGGGAUUGACAAACCUCUCACUUGAGAUACAUCACCCAGAAAGGCCGCCAACGGAUUUGGCCUUUUCCAUAGGUAUUCCCCAUCUUCUAAAUUUUGAUCUGCGGAUUUGA